This is a messenger RNA of Meloidogyne enterolobii, 334 nucleotides long. Lineage: Eukaryota; Metazoa; Nematoda; Chromadorea; Rhabditida; Meloidogynidae. The record is from the annotation of a GenBank genome assembly.
AUGUUAAAUACAUCCAAUGGUAUUUCCUAUGCUUACAAUAUGAAUCAUUCAGAUCUUGGAAUUUUGCCGUUAAUGAUUGCACACUUUACUUGGUUACAUAUUCAUGGUUUCCCACCAGUAAUUUACUUAACAUUAAACAAAACUGUUCGGACUGACACAAAAAUUCUUCUGGGAAAAUUUUUUAGUUUAUUAAAGAAAAAUCAAAAUCAAGUUUCAAAUAUGUAUGGACCUGCCCAAAAUGGCUGAAGUAAAUGUGUUGCGUAUCAAAUGUGUACCUAAAGAGAUCUUAAAAAGCGAAUACGAAAGAAAAACAUGAAGGCGAAGGUAUAUUAUC